GGGUUUGACGUGUCAAUGUUUGGGAGCAGCCUGGCGCAGCAGCUGCCCGGGGCGCGCGAGUCCCUGCUGCUGCCUGGGCCGGAGCUGUGCGGCUGCCAGCGGCGGGCACUGCAGAGGAGAGAACUGAAUCCAGACAUGAGGAAGGUUUUGUUAGUGGAACCUGUCAUCAUCAUUUACACUUUUGCCGCCUUCUUGACCGUACCGCUGAUUCAGCAGUAUAUUUAUCGGAGACUAUGGGAAGAAGGAAGCAACUCCAGUUUAAUAGAAAAUAACAACACGACUUACUGUGAACUAAACAAAAGUAACCCAACCUAUAUCAAACAGAAGGAAGUCCAAGAAAAGGCCUCUCUUUUUCUCAUGCAGUUGGACUUAACUGGUGCAGUUCCCAGCAUUUUGAUUGCCAUUGUCCUUGUAGCUGAUGGGGAUCGUCAUGGACGCAAAAAAUCUUUAGUUCUGCCUUCAGUGGGAGCUUUUAUAGCAAAUGUUUUUCUCGGUGCACUAUCGUAUUUCUCCCUGUCCCUCUCUAUUUUAUUUGCAGUUGCAUUUUUUGGUUCACUGUUUGGAAGCCUUGCAACUUUUCUCGGAGGAGCCUUUGCCUUUGUAGCUGACCUCUGUAAUGAAGAGAAGCAAAAAACGAUACGUAUAGCUCUGGUUGAUAUGAUUUUGGGACUUGUAUCUGGAUUAGCAGGGCUGACUUCCGGCUACUUCAUAAGAGGAUUAGGCUUUCCAUGGACAUUUGUGGUUGCUUCUCUGCUUCACUUUAUUAAUAUUUUCUAUAUUACAUUUUGUCUGGAGGAUACAGUACGUGUACCUGAAUUCCAGCAGCAUGCAUCAGUAUCUUGUACUGAAGGCCUUAAAGAAACAUUUUCUGGAGUGUACAUGCUUUUUAAAACUUCCACUUGUAAAAAACGAACUUUAAUCAUUGUAUUGCUUUUUACAUUCAUGAUGUAUUUUUUUACCUGGAUGGGUGGGAGUUCUCUUUUUACGUUGUAUGAACUGGAUGAACCUCUCUGCUGGAAUGAACUCUACGUAGGAUAUGGAGCAGCUGCAUUCACUUCUGUUUCUCUGACCAGUUUUUUAGGAGUAUACGUGUUUUCACGUUGUCUCAGGGACAUCUAUAUCGUCUUCAUUGGGAUAUUUUCUUGCAUUGGAGGAAUGGUCAUGGCUGCUUUUGCUAAAACGACACUGCUCAUGUUUUUAGUGAGAGUGCCUUCUCUUCUAUGUUUUAUGCCCAUUCCAGUCCUACGGUCCAUGUUGUCAAAAGUGGUUCUGGCUAGUGAACAAGGUGCUGUGUUCGCUUGCAUUGCCUGCUUGGAAGUUGUGACUAGUGCCAUUUCAGUCGCAGUUUUUAAUAGUCUCUAUGCUGCCACUGUAGCUUGGUUUCCAGGCUUUAGUUUCCUCUUAUCAGCUGGUCUUUGUAUAAUUCCCCUGGGCUUCAUGUGCUGGCUUAUGUGCACCAAUUGGCAUGAAGAGGACUUGGCAUCGCCUGCAUAUGAAGAAGUAUCCAGUGAAGAGAGUAUUGACAGUUGAACAAAGAAUUUACCUACCUUGGUUUUCUAGUCUGAUGUGCCUGGCACCACCUGUUACAUACACACUGAUAGGGGAGAGAGUGUGACAGUUGUAGAUGAAAUCUGGACAGUAGCCCUGCAACAAUUACCAUAAAACUGCUAGAAUUUCCAGUCUUCCUAUUUUAUACGAGAAUGAGUUUAAUCCUUAUACUUAACUAUGCAAAUAUGGUGAGAGUGGCGGGUCUUUAUCAGUUUUUUUAAAGUAUAGCAAAAAUGAUUGAUAUUAUAUAUUUAUGAAUAAGAAUAUAGAAUUACUUAUUUUUUUCAUCCUGUGCUCUUGGAUUUACAAAUAAUAUCUCUUUCAGAAUUAAGAGAAAAUACGUGAGAGCCAUAUUUUGUUGUGUCUCACGUCUGAAAAUGAUUUAAAGUAGGGCUGUUGAUUAGUUACAGUUAUCUCAUGCAAUUAAUUAAAAAAUUAAUUUCAAUUAAUCACACUGUUAAACAAUAGAAUACCAAUUGAAAUGUAUUAAAUAUUUUUGGAUGGUUUUUCUACAUUUUCAAAAAUACGGAUUUCAAUUACAACACAAAAUACGAAGUGUACAGUGCUAACUUUAUAUUGUUUAUUACAAAUAUUUGUACUGUAAAAAUGUUAAAUAGUAUUUUCAGUUCACCUCAUACAAGUACUGUAGUGCAACUUACAAAUGUAGGGUUUGGGUUUUUUGUUACAUAACUGCACUUAAAAACAAAGCAAUAUGAAACUUUAGCACCUACAAGUCCACUGAGUCCUACUUGUUGUUCAGCCAGUCGCUAAGAGAAACAAGUUUGUUUACAUUUACAGGAGAUAAUGCUUCCCACUUCUUAAUUACAGUGUCACCUGAAAGUGAGAACAGGCAUUCAUAUGGCACUGUUAUAACUGGCGUUGCCAGAUAUUUAUGGGCCAGAUGCACUAAAAAUUCAUGUCCCUUCAUACUUCAACCAUCAUUCCAGAGGACAUGCUUCCAUGCUGAUGUUGCUUAUUAAAAAAAAUAAUGCAUUCAUUAAAUUUGUGACCGAACUCCAUGGGAGAGAAAUGUAUGUCUGCUGCUCUGUUUUACCUGCAUUCUGCCAUAUAUUUCAUGUUAUAGCAGUCUUGGAUGAUGACCCAGCACAUGUUGUUCGUUUUAAGAACACUUUCACUGCAAAUGUGACAAAAUGCAAAGAAGCACCAAUGUGAAGUUUCUAAAGAUAGCUACAGCACUCAACCCAAGAUUUAGGAAUCUGAAGUGCCUUCCAAAAUCUGGGAGGAACGAGGUGUGGAGCAUGCUUUCAGAAGUCUUAAAAGAGCAACAUUCUGAUGCGGAAACUACAGAACCCAAAUCACCAAAAAAGGAAAACCAACCUUCUGCUGGUGGCAUCUGACUCAGAUGAUGAAAAUGAACAUGCGUCAGUCCACACUGCUUUGGAUCAUUAUUGAGCAGGACCCAUCAUCAGCAUGGACGCAUGUCUUCUGGAAUGGAGGUUGAAGUAUCAAGGAACAUAUGAAUCUUUAGCGCAUCUGGCAUGUAAAUAUUUUGCGACAACAGUGCCAUGCAAAUGCCUGUUCUCACUUUCAGGUGACAUGGUAAGCAAGAAGCAGGCAGCAUUACCUUCUGCAAAUGUAAACAAGUUUGUUUGUCUGAGCUAUUGGCUGAACAAGAAAUAGGACUGAAUGGAGUUGUAGGCUCUAAAGUUUUACAUUGUUUUGUUUUUGAGUGCAGGUUUUUUGAUACAUAUUUCUACAUUUGUAAGUUCAACUUUCAUGAUAAAGAGAUUGCACUACAGUACUUAGGUGAAUUGUAAAAUACUUUUUUUUUACAGUGCAAAUAUUUUUAAUAAAAAAUAAAUAUAAAGUGAGCACUGUACACUUUGUAUUGUGUUGUAAUUGAAAUCAAUAUAUUUGAAAAUGUAGAAAACAUCCAAAAAUAUUUAAAUAAAUGGUAUUCUUGUAUUGUUUAACAGCGUGAUUGUGAUUAAAUUAGGGCUGUCAAGUGAUUAAAAAAUUAAAGUGAGGCAUAUGAUGCAGCUGUGUCAUCUAAACUUGUGUGACAAUGAUAGUUUGCCUGAUCAUCAGCUUAUAUAAAUCUCUGUAGUUCUUUUGAAGCCAAUGGAACUAUGCCAGUUUGCACCAGCUCAGGAUCUGGCCUAUAGAGUGCAUCUCAAAGGACUUUUGUGUUAUUGUGUGGCCCAUAGGACAGUCUAAAAUGAGCAAACUGUAUGUGUUCUCUUCCAAAAGGCAAACAAACUGAGGAAAAUUCUGGCAUAUACUGUAAAUUAAAUCAUUUUUCUGCAGAUUUAAUUUAUAUGUGAAACAUAUGCGAAUGUGGAACUCACCUGUAACUUUGUUCUCAAGAUGAGUUUUCCCUCUAAUCUCAUUACAACAACCUGUGGCAAUGAGAAGCCAGCAUGGACUCUUUCCAAUGCAUUCCUUCUCAUGGCAGCUAGAUGUGCUCAUUCCAUUGGUGGGAUCUGUGAUAUCGACAUUUGGCCAGUUGGAACUAGGUUGAGGCUAACUCAGUUCAUACACAACAUCAACCAGCUGCAAUAUUGUGAUAACUUCUGCCUAUUGCCUUCAAUUUACACUCUAAUCUCUAGUCGUAUUCCUACAGUCAUUGAUGGACAUGGACACAGUCUCACUCAUAAGUUAUUAAUUUUACAUAGAAACUCUUGUGCCAGAACAGACUUACAGUCUGUCCACUCCCUGUCCUGCAUGUGGCAGUGACCAUAGUGAGAAGGGAUAUCUGUUCCUAACCCUAGCUAGUGACUGGUCUAUGCUGUGUAGUGUAAGGACUUUUUUUAUUAGUUAUUUUAACUGCAGAUGUAUUCUAAGAGGCAGAUCCUGGUCCAUUUAAGUAACUGGGAGUUUUGCCAUUGAUUUCAAUGGGCCCAAGGUCUGGCCCUAAAUGUUUAAGCCUUUUUAAUAAUCUGCUAAAUCAUUUGUUUUAAUAAUAUUAUAGGCUAAUUAUGGAGGCCCCGAUUCUGCAAAGACUUAAGCACAUGCAUUUUAUGCACUGAGUAGUCUUACUGACUUCAGAUAUUACUUGCAUUAUGUAAACUUAAGUAUGUACAUAAGCCAGAUUGUGUAAAAGGUUUUUUAAAAUCAGUUCUAAAUCUACUGCCUUUUAAUUUCAUUGUGUCCUUUUUUCCUCCUAUCAUGGGGCAAGAUAUAUAUAUCAUUCAUUUACAUCAUAGCUCCACUUAAAUCAUUGUAGCCUCUUUAAGAGCUCUUCUCUUAAGUCAUAAGAUCUUUCUCUUCUGUGGAUCUUUUUUAUUUUUUUUUAUAACCUUGAUGAAGUGACUAAAUAUGAUCCACACAUCUAAUUGUUUUGCACUGAAUGCACUCUAAUUGUAAUUAGAACUUAUAGCACUUUUCAUCUUCAAGGCACUUUACAAUUAUUUAAGUAAUUAAUUCUCACCCUUUGAGGUAGAUAUUAUCAUCUCUGUUUAUGAGAUGAGGAAACAGAGAGGUUACGUGACUUAUCCAGGGUCACGGAGCAAGUUAGCACUAGAACUGGAAUUCAGAAUAAAUUCCUGGCUCCUUGGUCUUGCACUAUGAUACCUUUAUGCACAAAUCAGGCAUGCAAUUGUAUUAUAUAAUGCAGAACUCUGCCCUUCCCUCCUGUUUUUUUAAAAAAAACAUAGAUCAUUUUUACAGCUAAGGUUGCCCUAAUCCAUCAGCAAGCAAAGAGAGGCUCCAUAGUGCUGUAUUUAUUAAGCAGAGAUUUGGUGCAGUAAUUAGAACAAAGUAAAUUGGUUGGAGUUCACUUUAGCCUCUUUAUUAGGAAGGAUGUUAUGUUAGGAAAUGAACUGUGAAAUGUGAACUAACUAUAUAUGCACAUAUGCUUUAAACAGGAAAAGGACAGAACUCUGGUAAGCUAAAACUCUGUUACCAUCUAGGAGAGACAGACCACAAAUCUGCACAUUCAGCUGAAAUGACCUUCCUCUCUUCAUUCAAAUUCACUUUAAGAACACCACCCUACUUAGCUUUAGGAAAGCCUUUCAGAAGUAAUCCACCAAAAAUAUUGGCACCAUAUCAAGAUUGGUGCUAUAAAAGGGUAUAUAUUAUGUGUAUGAUCUAGACUGCAAACUCUUCAGGACAAGGACUUUGUCUUCCUUUACAUUUGUACACCACCAGGUACACUGGUGCUGCUCACUAAAUAGAAAGCAUAUGUUCAAAUGCGAGUCUAAGGGCUCUUAAACACAAACUUUGAAAAAAGCACUUGAGUUAUAAAUAACUUUUUGCUUCAGGGAUGUACACGCUCUUAACGAAAGGAAGGACAUUUUUUCAUAAGAGUGCUGUGAAGAUUGUGUUUAGGCCCUUCAUCUAGACCACUCACAAUUCUGAUCUGGCUACUCUGCUCACACAGGUUAUAUAAUAGUUAAUGCCAGAAACUAUGUAGAGUGAAGCAGCCAUAUCCAAGUUAAUAACUCCUGGAAAAUGUAGUGAUUCAGAAAAGAGGAUCACUAUCUUAAUUCAUUUCCCAUUCUUUAUGGAGGUUCUGUCAUUGUCCCUGGCACUCCCUGUUGGUAAUCUGGGAAACCUAGUUGUGCAAUGGGACAUUCCAUUGGUCCAAAUGAGAAUUUUCACACAUGAUCAUAUUACAUGGGUGGGAGAAUGUCAGUCUUGCAGCACACAAUGUAUAUAACCAUGUUUUGUGGACUUGUCUCUAUAUGGAGAUGCAAAAUGUUUCUGGUGAAUAUAGCACUGAGAUUGAAAUAAAUAGGAAAUUAUGCCAACAUUUAUGUAAAAUCAUUUCUCAUAUAUUUAUUCAGUAUAUAACAUGAGACACGAGACAGGCUAAGCCUCCAGGCACUACUGUACUAUACAUUAAUAAAACCUUAAAUUUUGUAGCAAUUGAGUGAUUUGACAAGUGAAAUAUUUUUGUAUAAAUGCAAGCACCUUUUUGCUGUAAGAUAAUAAAGCAGAUAUCUGUCUAGUCUUCUAAA
This is a messenger RNA of Gopherus flavomarginatus (Mexican gopher tortoise), 6470 nucleotides long. It is a transcript of the gene SLC46A3, whose product is annotated as solute carrier family 46 member 3. Gene Ontology annotation, biological process: vacuolar transmembrane transport. Gene Ontology annotation, cellular component: lysosomal membrane. The record is from RefSeq and is a predicted model, not a curated record. The transcript is spliced from 6 exons. Gene Ontology annotation, molecular function: transmembrane transporter activity. NCBI's taxonomy places the organism in Eukaryota, Metazoa, Chordata, Testudines, Testudinidae. The coding region runs from base 16 to 1530 and encodes 504 amino acids.